Peronospora matthiolae is the source of this 177-nucleotide messenger RNA. The record is from the annotation of a GenBank genome assembly. NCBI's taxonomy places the organism in Eukaryota, Oomycota, Peronosporomycetes, Peronosporales, Peronosporaceae.
AUGCUGGAGCAUUACGACCUUCUCAACACGCUUGCCGAUAUCACAGAAUUGCCAGAAGGAGGAUUGCCAGAGCAAACUGGUGUCGGGCGGUUCCUUAAACGCAAGAUUUCUUUCGGUGAACGGAUGGUGUAUAGCAACGAACCGGUGCGGAAAAUGGCAGUUGUCCGUGGUAGUUAG